AUGGAAGAGGAUUAUCAAAUAAUUAACAAUGUUGUGGAAUUAAACUUGACUAAUAUGUUGUUGAAGGACUUGAAUGAACUAUUAAACCUGCACGGUAAAAAAAUUGAAGAUUAUGAUCUCCCAUCUUUACCCCCUAAUACAAUAGACAGAGAUGCAAUUCCUAGUAUCAUACAAGAGGAGUUAGCGAUCAAUAUCCCCAAUCAAGAUAUUGAAUAUGUUGCUAAGUUAAAUAAUGAUCAAAUGAUUGCAUUCAAAACCAUUAUGAAUGUAAUUGUUCAAAAACACACAUCUGCAUCAUCUGGUAUAGCUAGGACAUUGUUACCCGGUGGUAGGACUGCACACUCUCGAUUUAAGAUACCUAUUGAUAUACAACCGAGUUCCAUUUAUGGUAUUCAAAAGCAAAAAGAUAUUGCAAAUCUCAUUAGAGUUGCUACCGCAAUAAUUUGGGAUGAAACACCAAUGACAAACAAAAAUUAUUUGGAAGCCUUAGAUCGAUCAUUACAAGACAUUUGUAGCAAUAAUGCUCAAUUUGGUGGAAAAGUUCUGAUCAUGGGGGGAGAUUUUUGUCAAGUUCUUCCUGUUUUAAGAAAAGCCAAACUAGAACAUGGUGAAAUCUUUCAGUUAUGUAAGGAGUUGAGACGAAAGAAUGUUGAAACUUGCUUCGACAUAAAAAUAGCAGACUUUGAAGAUAAAUGGAACACAUGGAAGGAUGAACAAAGUAUUUCAUCAAUCGGCAAACUCGACAAUAAGUUUUUUAAAUCUCAAGAGUGCAUUGAUAAAGGGAUGUACGAAGAAUUGAUUUGA
Molecule: messenger RNA, 804 nt
Organism: Lathyrus oleraceus (garden pea)
Lineage: Eukaryota; Viridiplantae; Streptophyta; Magnoliopsida; Fabales; Fabaceae
Exons: 5
Coding region: 1-804 (267 amino acids)
Biological process (GO): telomere maintenance; DNA repair
Molecular function (GO): DNA helicase activity
Source: RefSeq, a predicted model, not a curated record